AUGGAGCGCAUGGAAGUGGACGAUUCGGCGGUGGUGGACCUGAGUCUUGGACCUGGCCGUUCCUCCCUUACCAUCACACCGGCCACGGCACGCGAUCUGCGGGCACUGGCGAAGAAUUCUGGCCUCACCAUCACGCCCGCACUGCCACCGGUUCCGGCGCCAUCCGCAGCAUCUCCCGGAAGUCACCACGGCGGUUCUGGCAGCGGUGCAGGCUUGCUCAGCGCACCCAUGGCAGCCGCAGCAGCAACAGUGAGUGGUAUGGGCGUGGAAGGGGGUAACACAUCACCUGUUCCCGGUCGGCGAGUGUUGCGACCCCGCACGGAAGUGAAAUCGUACGCGGAAGUCCCGGAUAUCGUGCUACUUCCGGCGAAGGUGAACGGACGAUCGCAGAACGGAAGUGGUGGCGGUGGCGGAGGCCCCAACAGCGUCGGUACCGGACUGUCCGAAUCCGAGGACGAAGAGAUGCCCCCGGUGUAUCCGAUCAAGGAGCUGACGGCAGCGGAGAUCUGCGAGCGAGAACGCGGCCUCCGGAAGCUGCGUGAGGAGUUACGCAGCGAAGAGACGAAGCUGGUGCUAUUGAAGAAGCUGAAGCAAUCGCAGCAGGUGAUGAUGAAGGAGAAUCUGAUCGUGACACCAGGCAACCCUAAUUUGGCCAACCCACUGGCCGCCAUCCCAGCCGCUCUCACGAAGGGUUCCCUCAGCGUCACGCCGACGAACGCGGUUCCGUUGCCGGCGCACUCGAAAUCAUCCACCGCCAAGCCCAUUUCCAACCCGGUGAACAACCGAGGCUCCCCGCUAAACAUCACGCCCGUGCCGAAGGUGUCACUAUCCCAAAGACCGUCGCUGCCGGGUGGAGCAACCCUGACGCCUAGUAACCCCGGCCAACGGCUGCCGAUCGGGUUGAGCCGGAGCGUAUCCAACCUGAUCAUCACGCCCUCGGUCACGAUCACACCGACCAACGCACCCACCGCGGCCAUGAAGCAGCGCAAUGCACAGAAUCUUGGGCAGCUCAGCAGCUCCGUAUCGAUCACGCCGACUCCGCCGAUACCGGCCCAGAUCAGCUGUACGACCGUCGAGCCGAUCUCCUUGAAGCGCGAUCGUGAUCCACCGACACGCGAGGAUCCACAGAGUCAGGCACAGCGGCAGGCGUCGGCGAAGCUUGCACUACGCAAACAGUUGGAAAAAACUCUGCUUCAGAUUCCGCCCCCGAAACCCCCGCCGCCGGAGAUGCACUUCGUGCCGAACCCAAGCAACAUCGAGUUUGUGUACCUGCUGGGUCUCGAGCACGUGGUCGACUAUCUGACAAAGGACAAGAAGCAGAACCCACCGCAGCAACCGUAUCGAUGCGCGCAGUGCAAGAUUGAUUUCACUCCCGUCUGGAAAUGGGAGAAACAGGGUAAAAGAGGAAAUCCCACUUUUCAGAACAGUCCAGUUGGCAAGGAUCCGAAGGUCAUCUGCGAACAGUGCGUAACAAGCAACGUGAAAAAGGCCCUAAAGGCCGAACACACGAACCGCCUGAAGACGGCAUUUGUGAAGGCGCUGCAGCAAGAGCAAGAAAUCGAAGCUCGGCUGGCGGCACAAAGCAGUCCCUCGCCCGUAGAAAUCCAUCCAACCCCGUCAUCGACGCCCGGACUCCGCGAAGAGAGGGCGUUGCGCGAGCUGGAGCAGGCUCAACAGCAAGCCCAGGCCCAGCAAGUCGCCCUACAGCAGUUGCAACAGCAGCAGCAACAACAAGCGGCAGCGGCAGCAGCUGCUGCCGCCGCUCAGCAGGAGCGCCAGGAGCGACAGCAGCGGCAGAAGGAACAGCAAGAGCAACUGCGUCAGCAACAGGCCCAGUUACAGCAACAACAGCUCCAACAGCUGCAGCAACAGCAACAGCAGCAAUUGCAGCAGCAACUCCAACAGCAGCAGCUACAACAGCUCCAAGAGCAACAGCAACAGCAGCAGAGUCGUCACCAUCAUCUCCACCAGCUGCACGCAGCCCAUCUGCAGUCGCAGGUUCCCUCGAAAUCAAAAACACCCACACCGACGCCCCGUCCGACGCCGACACCACCGAACCAGCAUCAGACACCACCGCCAGCGUCCAGCUCUCGCUCCAACCGGCACAGUGCAACAGCGAAUGCGACCGCCGAGGCAGCAGCCGCCCAACUCUCGGCACUGGCUGGGCUUGGCGGGCUCGGACAACUCGGCGCUUUGGGUAACUUUGGCAGCCUCGGCAACCUAGCCAAUCUCAGUAAUUCGACCGCAGCGGCUGCCGCCGUGCAGGCGCUGCACCAGCAGCUGUUCAGAGGCUUACAGCAAAAUUUGCAAGCUGCUGGUAAUCUUGGAAACAUAAACAACCUACAGGCGCAGAUGAUGCAGUUUUCGCCGCUCCUAUAUUCCUACCAGCUAGCAAUGGCCCAGGCAGCUGCUUCACUAUCAGCCGCCGGUAAAGGGUCUUCACUUGCCGAUAUGCAGCGUGCUCUGGAGCUGCAACGCCAGUACCAGGAGAUGCUGUCGCAGUCGAACCCUGGGCCGAGCAGCAGUCGACAGAACAAUUGGAAAUCAUAA
Molecule: messenger RNA, 2550 nt
Organism: Anopheles nili
Lineage: Eukaryota; Metazoa; Arthropoda; Insecta; Diptera; Culicidae
Gene: simj
Product: transcriptional repressor p66-alpha
Exons: 8
Coding region: 1-2550 (849 amino acids)
Biological process (GO): negative regulation of transcription by RNA polymerase II
Cellular component (GO): NuRD complex
Source: RefSeq, a predicted model, not a curated record